Messenger RNA from Helicoverpa zea (corn earworm), 3736 nucleotides. Its product is annotated as putative leucine-rich repeat-containing protein DDB_G0290503. The record is from RefSeq and is a predicted model, not a curated record. The transcript has 2 exons. The coding region runs from base 82 to 3675 and encodes 1197 amino acids. Lineage: Eukaryota; Metazoa; Arthropoda; Insecta; Lepidoptera; Noctuidae.
GGACGCGACGAGUUUGUCUCCGUGUCUGAAAACGGUUGGUGGUGAUACGCUAGACACUCCAAGUGAUAAUAUCAGUGCAUAAUGAAAACCUCAGUGAUUAUAACAGCUUUGCUGUUCACGCAGGUAUCUGCCUCAUUUUUCGAUGUAUUUCAAGGCGCGGUGCUAUCGGUCCAGAACAGUUUUGGAAAACUUUUGAGUGACGUAGUAACCGAUGUCAAAGAUACUGUAGACUGCACUAUUCUUGCUGUAGAACAUGUUCUAUCUUUGAGUGAGGACGCAACUAUACGAUAUUAUGACAAAUGUGGACAAGGAACUAACCAAACUACACCGAAUGAUCCUAAAAAAAGUGAGAGUUUGCCAAAGAUGGAAGUUUCAAUUAAAUUCCCGCCCAGUGAGGAAUAUUUACAAAAAAUAAUUCCAGCUGAAAUUGAUGCUAGAAUUAAUAAAACUCUUUCAAAAGUUCUUGAGGAUUAUAAGCCACAUAACAAUUUACUAAGUAUUGAAAAUGUGCUCGCUAAAGAAUCUGAACAAUUGGCCGAUGUUAGCGAUUUAGUAAAGAAAGAAAUGAAAAAACUUUCAAAUGAGGUGACUGCUGAUUUAGAGCAUAUCAAACAACGGGAUUCAGGGCCUUCGGUUGAUACAAUUCUAGAGGAAAUCAAAGUUUUAGAAAAAAGUGAACAAAAUGCAAGAAACGUUUCAGAAGCUGUUGAAAUCCACCAAGUAAUUGAUGAAGUUUUAGAUAAACUGGAUGCAAUUGAAGCUACUGAAGCGAACGAAAACGAUAAACUUGAAGAGAUUCUGAGGGAUUUGGAAAACAAUUCGAACAAUAGUUUCUUAGGAUUAAGACAACAAUUUGAAGAAUGGAAGAAAGAGGAGUCGAGACAUUUAAGUGAAAUUAAAGAUAAAAUUGAGGAGCAUGAGAAAAUUUACAAUCAUACAAAUAAAGUGUAUGACUCUAAUCACACACAAAUAGUUUUACUAAGUAAAGAUAAACAAAAUGAUACUUCUGAGCCUCUUAUACUUUCACAGGGUAUACUUACAGUGCAAGUAUCUAAAGCUAAAGACGUAACAACAAAACGAAUUACUAACGCAGACGGCACAGAAAAACCAAAUGAGAGUGGAUUUAUUCAAAACUUAAAAAGUACUACUGUUGAUGGAACUAAUGAAUCUGUAACAACGAACCGGUCUCUAACUACUAAUACCAAGAGUUCAAACAAAUUACCAAUCGAUACGAGUGUCCGGACUUUAGAGACCUUAAUGCUGUUAAGAACCGAUAGAACAACUGCAAGCACUCAGCGUUUAGAUCCUAAUGAUAUUAUUAUCACAAGCACAAGCAAUUAUCCGCCAAUCAUAGAAACCACAACUGAUAAUAAACCCAUACGACUUGAAACUUCUACAGAUUCUAGUCGAGAGGAUUUGACUGCAGUAAUGGCAGUUGAUAAUAGUACUGACUCAAUUAACACAGAUGUAGUUACAGGAAACACACUUGAAAACGUGACUUCGCAAAACACUGAUGGAGUCAUUGUGUCUACUACUGAAGAUUUUGCAAUAACAACAGAAAUAACAACUACUGUAGCAAAUAACUCAAAUAAUAUUCCGGCAACCAGCACGCUAACCCCAGAAACUCCAUCUCCUGAAUCUAUUGACGCAAUAGUUACCGCCACUCCGCCUAAUUUGUUUGAAGAGCCUACAACGUUUAUUUCAAAUAAAUCCAUGAUAUCAAACGUAUCAGGCAAUUCUAAUUAUGUUGAGACAACGACCACAUUAGAAGUCUUUGCUAAUACUUCUCCUUCUGAAAGCGAGGAACCUUCAAAAUUGAUAACUGAUUCCCCAACGUCUCCGGCAAAAAUAUUUGUAACUGAGUCUAAUACAAAUCCGACAAGUUCAUCUUCAAUAACCGAGAGCACAGUGACUCCUGAGAUGCUUCAGUCAGUUAUAAGGACAACGACUACACCUUUACAGACAGCAGAAAGCACUGAGAUUCAAUCAGUUGAAAAUACCACACGUAGUGAAGAAGAGGAACCUUCACAUAAAGCUACAACAUUAAGCAUUGACUCUAAUACCAGUUUUAUAACAAGCACAUCUAAGAUGGCAGAAAUUAUGGCGACUACAAAUGAAGAAACAACACAAUUACCGACGGAGACAGUUAGUGUGGUUAUUGAACAUGUUGAAAAUACAACAUCAUCUGAAGGACCCAACUUAAAUAAAAAUGGUGUAACUACAACGACGAUACCGAUAUCAGAAAGAACAUUGAGUACAGAGAAUCUUCCGUCAGUUAAGAAUACAACACCGACUCAUGAAGAAUUUUCAACGCUGACAUUAUCGGACUCGAGAUAUACUACUAUAACAAGUACUUUACCACCAGCAGUAGAAAAGGCAACAUCAACUGCGUUGAAUCAGUCAGAAGAAAGCACCCUGUCUGAUGAAAUUGAGGUGUCAACCUUACCUAAAAUUAAAAACUUGGAUCAUAUCGCAACAAGCACUGAGUUCAAAACAAUAAUUAGCAAAACUACAACUGAAAAUAUUAAAACAGUUGAAACAACAAUAGCUUCUGAAACUAAAGAGCCAACUGAUUUGACAACAAAUGAUAUUGUAACAUCAAGUACUGUUUUUUCACCACCAAAAGAAAACCCAUUAUUGAGUGAAGUUAUUUCAGUUGAAAGUUCGACGGCUUCUUAUAUAGAAAAAGGCUUACUUAAAACAGAUGACAUGUUACGUACUACUCCAAGAAUAAUUACAAAUCCUAAUUUCACUAUAAGCAGUCCGCCAUUAAUGGUUACAGAUGGUCCACCUAUAAUUAAUAAAGUCUCUUUAAUCGAUCAUCCUAUGAUUCCUGUGAAUAAUCCGUGGUUGACACCGAAGAGUGUUGAAAAAGCUAAUUCAAAUAAAAUAAGCCCGCAAAACUAUAAUAUGCCGAGAAUACCAAAAAUUCAUAAUGAUUUGCCGCAAUCAUUGACUGGUGGAUUAUUAGAUACAAGAUGGCCGCUGUAUGAUCCACAUCAAGUCAACAAUGCUCCUCAGAAAUUCGGUAUACCUAAAGGAUUUUUUCCAGCACAAUUUCAAAAUCACAAAUCACCAGAUUACCAUGGAAGAAAAAAUGAUUUUAUUAAAAACAGGUUUUCCGAUGUAGGAGCAACUCCUGCUCCUAUAAAUCCUGUAUUAACUAAAGGACCAAUCCCCAUUUUACCCAAACAGCAACCUCAGGUUGAAAUUAGUGCGCAUGACCAAGCAGUGUUUGAUGAAUUUGAUUCCAUGAGUGAUUCUGGAUGGCCUUCUAGCUCAAUGGAUGAAAUAUUAAACCUAGCCGAAAUGCCUAUAGCGCCAGAGAAAAAAACUACACCAAGCCCAAGAGUACCUACAGAUCGUGGAAGAAUAAAUGGACCAGAACGUCCUCUUCAGUCACCUUAUAACAGACCACCAGGGUUAACCACGAACAGACCACCAAUCAAUGCUCGAACAGACGAUAGUCAAAACAUGCCUGUGGACUACGAUUCUUUCUUCCAUAUUCCCCAAAAGAACACCGAAGCUCAUCAACGUGCUUUGAAGGAUGCGCAACAACUUAUUGCGAACAGCCAACUUUCCAACCGCAUUAUCGAUAGGGUUCUUCGGAGCAAAAACACUGUCGGAGCAAGAAGCAUAUUUAACAAUCCUAGAACAUUAAACUCGGGCAAAUGACUUUUGUUUUGAUAAGUCUUCUGUUUUUCUUGAAAUUCAUUAAACAUUUCUUUAUUGAGAA